AUGCCCGAGGACCACUGGUCCGCCUUCGGAGUGGUUUACUCUUUGGGGCCCCCCGAAGUGUCUUUGGAAGCAGACAGCUGUCUGUACACCCCAGGGGCCCCCCCCAAGGCCGAGCUGCAGCGGCUGUUUGCUGCUCAUGUUGCUGCUUGCAUGCAUUUUUUGAACGAGCUGGCAGCAGGUUCUGAGGACUGCAGCAACUCGCUGCGCAAAGUCGCGCGGCUGCACCGCAACUUGCUGCACCUGCUGCUGCUGCUGCGCCACCAGCAGGCGCAGCAGCAAGUGCUGCACCGGCUGCAGCAGCAGCUCAAAAAACGAAAACAAGCAGCAGAUUCUCUCAAACGCGCCCUCGCCCUUUCCCUCAAAGACAUGCAGCACGCCCUCGCACUUGCUGCUGCUCCCCGCAACCCCAACCAGCAGCAGCAGCAGCAGCAGCCCAGCAGCCCCUCAGGGGGCCCCCAGGGAGGCCCUCAGGGGCCCCCAAGCGCCCCCUAG
Messenger RNA from Eimeria tenella, 492 nucleotides. RefSeq lists its product as uncharacterized. The transcript has a single exon. Gene Ontology annotation, biological process: regulation of transcription by RNA polymerase II. The record is from RefSeq and is a predicted model, not a curated record. The coding region runs from base 1 to 492 and encodes 163 amino acids. Gene Ontology annotation, cellular component: mediator complex; core mediator complex. Gene Ontology annotation, molecular function: transcription coregulator activity. NCBI's taxonomy places the organism in Eukaryota, Apicomplexa, Conoidasida, Eucoccidiorida, Eimeriidae.